CUGCCCGCCGUUAUAGUUUCACAUAGUAAUCCCAAUCCGCUGCUUAAACCCUAAAACCAGUAGCAGGAAUCAAAAUUCUUUGAAAACAGAGCAAUUAACUUUGAAUUGGAGUCUGCGAGAUUGAUGUAAGCUGAAGAAUGGAGCAAAAGAAUAAGAGUGGUGGUGGAAAAUUAAAAGAAGAGAGCAAGAAUUCAUCAGAGGUGUUCGCUUCUUGCUCUUUCUCUAGCCUAGGGCUCCACUCCACUUUGUGCGACCAGCUCAAGGAGAGGCUGGGAUUCGAGGUUCCGACGCAGGUGCAGGCGCAAGCGAUUCCCGUCGUGCUUUCUGGACGACAUGUGCUUGUGAAUGCAGCAACCGGAACUGGGAAAACUGUGGCAUAUCUAGCUCCAAUUAUUCAUCUGUUGCAGAACUAUGAUAAACGAAUUCAGCGCUCGGAUGGUACUUUUGCGUUGGUUCUUGUACCAACGCGUGAAUUAUGCAUGCAGGUGUAUGAAAUUUUGCAGAAGUUGUUGCACCGUUUUCAUUGGAUUGUUCCUGGCUAUAUAAUGGGUGGUGAAAACAGGUCGAAGGAGAAAGCUAGGUUAAGAAAAGGUGUAUCUAUCCUUGUUGCAACCCCAGGACGCCUUCUGGACCACUUGAAGAAUACUUCAUCAUUUGUACACACAAAUCUUCGAUGGAUAGUGUUUGAUGAAGCUGAUAGGAUUCUGGAACUAGGGUAUGGGAAAGACAUAGAAGAGAUACUUAAUUGUUUGGGCACGAGUGAAGACAAAUCUGUCACCAGGGCAAAUUCAGCUGCAACUCCUGAAGUUCAGAAGCAGAAUUUGCUGUUAUCAGCUACCUUGAAUGAAAAAGUAAAUCAUCUUGCUAAAAUUAGUUUAGAGAAUCCGGUGAUGAUUGGUCUUGAUGACAAGAAGAUCUUACAAAAUGUUAAUCGCAAUCGUAUUUCACUUGAACCUGAUGUGGCUGAUAGAGUCGAAGAAUCCAGAAAAAUGUUGAGUUCUUCAGCUGAGGAAUAUAAGCUUCCUGCUCAGUUAGUUCAGAGGUAUAUUAAAGUACCAUGUGGUUCUCGACUUGUAGUGCUUCUUUCCAUUUUAAAACAUCUCUUUGAGAGAGAGGCUUCCCAAAAGGUGGUGGUAUUUUUUUCGACUUGUGAUGCAGUAGAUUUCCAUUAUUUUCUGCUAAGUGAAUUUCAGUGGCCUGCUAUGUCACAAUCAGAAACAGAACUAAGGCAGAUAUUUUUGGGAUGCAAAACUUUGCGGCUACAUGGGAACAUGAAUCAUGAGGAUCGUAAAACAACAUUCCAGACAUUCAAAACAGAAAAAUCAGCUCUUCUUUUAUCAACAGAUGUUUCUGCCAGAGGCCUGGAUUUCCCAAAAGUCAGGUGCAUCAUACAGUAUGAUUCUCCAGGAGAGGCAACUGAGUAUGUUCACAGGGUUGGAAGAACCGCCAGGUUGGGUGAGAAGGGAGAUUCGAUCCUGUUCCUUCAACCAAUUGAAGUGGAUUAUAUGAUGGACCUGGAAAAACAUGGAGUGACACUAGCAGAGUAUCCUCUUCUAAAACUUCUGAAUAGCUUCUCUUUGUAUGGCCCGAAGCACCAGGUCAAGAAGUUUGUUUCAAUAGAGAUGCAUCCAUGGUUGCUUACUUUGCAGAGAGCCUUAGAAUCCUUUAUUUCUGCGGAGCCAAAGUUGAAGAAGUUAGCCAAGGAUGCAUUUUGCUCAUGGGUCCGUGCAUAUACUGCCCAUCGCGGUGAGCUGAAACAGAUUUUCAUGGUGAAGAAACUUCAUUUGGGUCAUGUGGCGAAAAGUUUUGCAUUGAAAGAACAACCUUCACUAGUUAACAAAUCAAUCCAGAAGCAGAUCAAGAAGAGGAAGAGGGAUGACAGACAAAAAGUAAAAUCAAAGAAGAGGGUUAUCACUAAAUCUUGAUUCCUGAAUUCUGAAGACAGGAAAGAUCCAAGCUCUGCGUUUUGCCUUGUUUCCUUUAACCUAUUGAUGUAGUGGGCAAGCUGCAUCCGAGAUUAUUACCGAUCAGAUGGCAUAAAAGGGGCAUGUGGAGAAGGCUAAGCAGAAAGGCGAGGGCUUGAAAAGGCACAAGUUAUAUCUCUGAAGAUAUGUAAAUCACUCUUUCUCAACGCAUGUAUCAAUUUAUUUCUGCUUCUCAACAAGUUUUGUCGGUGUAGGAAUGCAUUUAGAUGCCAGAUGCAUAAUGUAUCAUGUAUUUGACUUACCAAAGUUUUAAAGCUGAUUCAGAUUGGAGUUUUUUUGUCAAAA
Molecule: messenger RNA, 2270 nt
Organism: Sesamum indicum (sesame)
Lineage: Eukaryota; Viridiplantae; Streptophyta; Magnoliopsida; Lamiales; Pedaliaceae
Product: P-loop containing nucleoside triphosphate hydrolases superfamily protein
Molecular function (GO): ATP binding; RNA helicase activity; nucleic acid binding
Source: RefSeq, a predicted model, not a curated record